Geodia barretti is the source of this 903-nucleotide messenger RNA. NCBI's taxonomy places the organism in Eukaryota, Metazoa, Porifera, Demospongiae, Tetractinellida, Geodiidae. The record is from the annotation of a GenBank genome assembly.
AUGAAUCAGAGCACCACACAACAAGAAACCGCAGGACUUGAGCAUCGCCCCAGGAAGACGGGUCUUCUUCCCGGGUUGGUGUUCCUGGUACGUCGCAAACCACUGGGGGCCUUCGGGGGAGUCCUGGUCGUGCUCAUGUUGCUGGUUGCGGCCUUUGCCGGCGUCCUGCAGAAUUUCGAUCCCGUCGAACCCCACUACGAAGACCGGCUGAUCAACACCAAUCCCACCUAUUGGAUGGGAACUGACCAGUUUGGGCGGGACAUCUACAGCAGAUUGCUGCACGGGACCCGUGUUUCCAUUAUCGUGGGCUUUUCCGCCGUCACCAUUGCUUCGGUGGGGGGAGGCCUGAUCGGAAUUAUCGUGGGGUAUCGGGGCGGGGUGCUGGACCUGCUUGUCCAGCGGAUCGUGGACAUUCUGAUGGCAUUCCCCACCAUAAUAAUGGCAAUGGUGGUGGUGACCGCGCUGGGUACGUCCCUUUUCAGCCUGAUAUUCGCUAUUGGGCUGGUACAGUCGCCCAACAUAUCAAGAAUCACCCGCGCGGUCACUCUCAGCAUCCGGGAGCGGGGCUACAUUGACUCAGCCAAGGCCAUCGGAGUAAGUGAACGCCGGUUGGUGCUUCGCCACAUCCUGCCCAAUACCAUGUCUCCCUGGAUCGUAAUGGCGACGGCGGAACUGGGCACGGCAAUCCUGACCGAAUCCACGCUCAGCUUCCUGGGGAUCGGCAUACAGGAGCCCAAUGCUUCUUUGGGCACCAUGCUGACCGGACUGGCCCAGCAAUACCGUAAUGAGGCCCCCUGGAUGGUAAUCUGGCCCGGGAUAGCGAUCAGCAUCGUAGUUUUUGGGCUGAAUAUGUUCGGGGACGCCAUCCGGGAUUUGCUGGACCCUCGCCAAAGGGGCCGCUGA